CAGAAAAGAUUUUCCGAGGGGCGAGCGGUUCGACAUUUUCUCUCUCGUUUUUCCCGGAAAACCCGAAUCCCGGGAAAAAGAAACAAGCCUCGAGAUCACUGACCAGAGAGAGAAGGAGGGAGAUGGUGAGCGCAGCGCAGGCGGCGGGCGGGAGCCUGAGCCUGAGCCUGAGCCUGCGCGAUCGCGAGAUCCUGACCUCGGUGAACUCGGUGGCGUCGAGCUUCUCGCUCCUCGGCUCGGGCUUCAUCGUCCUCUGCUACCUCCUCUUCAAGGAGCUUCGCAAGUUCUCCUUCAAGCUCGUCUUCUACCUCGCCCUCUCCGAUAUGCUUUGCAGUUUCUUCAACAUAAUUGGUGAUCCAUCCAUAGGAUUCUUCUGUUAUGCUCAGGGUUAUACCACCCACUUCUUUUGUGUGGCAUCCUUUCUUUGGACAACAGUGAUUGCAUUUACUCUUCACCGGACUGUCGUUAGACACAAGACUGAUGUUGAAGAUUUGGAGGCUAUGUUUCACUUGUAUGUAUGGGGCACAUCCGUGGUUAUGACCAUCAUACGCUCUAUUGGCAAUGAUCACAGACAUUUGGGUGCAUGGUGCUGGUCACAAACAGGGCGCACAGGAAAGGCAGUUCACUUCAUUACGUUUUAUGCGCCACUCUGGGGAGCAAUCCUUUAUAACGGUUUUUCAUACUUUCAAGUGAUACGCAUGUUAAACAAUGCCACACGUAUGGCCGUUGGCAUGUCAGAUCGAGCAUACCACUUAGAUGCAAGACCUGAUAUGAAGGCUUUGAACAGGUGGGGGUACUACCCGCUCAUUCUGAUAGGAUCAUGGACUUUUGGUACAAUCAAUCGCAUACAUGACUUCAUUGAACCUGGACAUAAGAUUUUUUGGCUGUCUCUUCUUGAUGUUGGCACUGCUGCUCUGAUGGGUCUGUUCAACUCAAUAGCAUAUGGCCUGAAUUCUUCCGUGCGACGGGCGAUUCGCGAGAGAUUGGAUCUAGUAACGUGGCCGGAGACGAUUAGGCCAUGGUUGCCUAACAGUUCAAGGAUCAGACACCAACAGCAAGAGAGUGAACUAGUGUCACUGAAAAGCCAAGAUCCGCACUGACGAUUCCAAGAUUAUGCCCAUCUUCUUCGACGAGUGGUCGAGUAUAGCCAUGGAGCUACUGGUUUUGAAACCCUCAUCAGACUGAUCCAAAGUUCUGGUAGAUGCUCACGGGAUGGACCUUCUUUUGUCAUUUUAAUGAAACAGCCGGUAAUCUUUUCGCGACAAAGGGGUAGCGUUGCCCAUCUGCAACUGGUAGCUGCAAUCUUGUACAUUAGGAAGGUAAAAAGCCCUUUUUGCGAUUGUGAUUCCUUCCUCCGCUGGGGACUCGGGUGCCGGCUCCCCAUUUUGUAGGUCGAAUUGUACAACAAUCUCUCGUCUCCCUAAUAUCCGUUACGAUCAUAUUCUUUCGACAAUAGACUGAUCCCUGACUGCUUUACGUUGUUUCCGUCACUGAUGAUUAGAGCAGCUUCUUUCAUGUA
Molecule: messenger RNA, 1519 nt
Organism: Eucalyptus grandis
Lineage: Eukaryota; Viridiplantae; Streptophyta; Magnoliopsida; Myrtales; Myrtaceae
Product: G-protein coupled receptor 1
Biological process (GO): cell surface receptor signaling pathway; adenylate cyclase-activating G protein-coupled receptor signaling pathway
Cellular component (GO): plasma membrane
Molecular function (GO): G protein-coupled receptor activity
Source: RefSeq, a predicted model, not a curated record